Messenger RNA from Oppia nitens, 2159 nucleotides. RefSeq names its product zinc finger CCHC domain-containing protein 7-like. The record is from RefSeq and is a predicted model, not a curated record. The coding region runs from base 221 to 2107 and encodes 628 amino acids. Gene Ontology annotation, molecular function: nucleic acid binding; zinc ion binding. Lineage: Eukaryota; Metazoa; Arthropoda; Arachnida; Sarcoptiformes; Oppiidae. The transcript has 4 exons.
GUUGACAAUAGACAAACAUUUAUAACUAAUAGCGUCAAUAAAUAAUUGUUACAUUAGUUUCAACAUUAAAUCAAUGGAUAACGUGUUUAAUAUUAAUAUCUAACACAUCGUAUGUUUUGAUAACGUGUUUUGUGAGACCAGUGGUCACACAUUCAACACUUCCGACGGUCAAUGGUAUUGAGGACACUAAAAGUGUUGACAGUUUUAUAUCAGCCAAUCAAUGGAUGUGCUGAACGAUAGUGACGACUGUUCGCGCUAUAACUCCGACGAAAUUAGUUCCGAUCUCGAGGUUGAACUGUACGGAGCUAUUCAUCACUCGUUUGCGGACACAAUCGAUGGCCGACUAAAUGAAAAUAAUAGUCAUUUGCCGAUACGUUUAGAAGAGAAAAUCAAAAGUAUAGAUAAAAGACAAUUGUUUUCACUGCCGAAGUCCGAAGUCAACGAUAAUAAUAGGAAUAAUAGUUAUGAACUUAAAUUGAGUUCAAACAAACCGCUGACCAAUUUGUUUACACUUUUGGCUAAAAGAUAUGAUAUGGAUGAAGACAUUGAGGAUAUUGACAGCGGUGUAGAAGUGAUUAAUAAUGUAGACAUGAGUUGUACUAAACGAAAGAUAGAGUUAAUUGAAUUGAACGACAACUCGUCAGAUGAUUCCGAUGUCGUUAUAAUUGAUAAUAACAGAAGUCAUUGUAGAAAUGAUAUCAUUAGAUAUAGCUCACCGAAGAAGACUUCGCCAACAAAACAGUCACCAAAGUGUUCACCGAUAAAGUCGUCGGACAUAUCGUUUGGAAAUGUUAGUAAUUUGAAUGAAACAACACUGUCAUCAUCGAUGGACCAGUUCUACAAUGAAGACGAUUACGACAGUGAAGAAGAAAGAGCACAAUACAAGAGAAUGAGUGGCGACAGGAGUUUGUGGAGAAUUAGUUAUAAUGAUCUUCUUGUAAAUAAUACCAGAAGUAAUCGAUAUUACAGAAACAAAAUGUUUUGUAAUAAUUGUAAAGAAAGGGGACAUCAGGCCCGAGACUGUCCAAUACCUAAGAAAUUGCCGAUUUGUUAUAUGUGCGGCCAGAGUGGCCACGUCUCGGAAAAGUGCAAAUCGAUUAUCUGUUCCAUAUGUCUGUCGAGUAAACAUAAAACUAGUUAUUGUAAUCUUAAGGUUAAUGCAUUGGUUUGUGAAGUUUGUAAUAAAUUAGGACAUAAAACAAAUCAAUGUACUUAUAAUUGGAGAAAAUAUCACUUAACGACGACAUUUACUUCACAAGAUCCAGUGAUUAACAAUUUGUCAGCGAAUUUGCGGAAAUGUUGCUAUAAUUGUGGUGCUAUUGGCAAACACUUUGGAUUUGAAUGUCAUAUAAAAGGAAUAUCCAAACAUAUGAGCCCAGUAUCCCCUCUAAUGUCAUCUAUAAGACGAACUCAUUGUUUUAAUAGCAGUAAAGAUAAUAAUAACAGAAGAAGAAACGAUUGCAACAAAAAAGCCUUAUGUAAUGAAUUUGUGAAAAGCAUUUCCAGUAAUGAAUUGAGUUGUUUGAGCGCAUCAUUUAAUAAACCAUUAGAUGAGCUGAAUUUGAGUCAAACCAGUGCCACAUCCACUCCUCCCACCACUCAUUUGAAGACCACAUUUAAUAAUAAUAAUAAAAAUAAACACAUUAAAUGGAUUUAUUACGAUCGUGAUGUCAGCAAUAGCUCAGACUCUAGUGAUAUCGAGGCCGACCAAAGACAUCAAAAACCGAAACCUGGUUCGUCAAGAAAUGGUUUAAAUAAUAGAUCCAUUGGUGAACAGCGAAUAUUAAAUGAGACAUCUUUUAGUAGACUAAAUGACAACAACACUAUACUCAAUGCUUUCGAAGGCUUAAGGAGUUCACAGACUCCGGCGCACCGGACGAUCGAUACAUCAGGAGUGCACUGGAAGAGGCAUAUCUCCCAACACAACAUCGAUAGGUCAAAGAAAAAGAGAAAUAAACACAAAAAAUUGAAAACUGACCAAACGGUAACCAGAAAUGACAAUUUAUUUAUCACUGAAUAUCAUAUGCAAUCUACAGUAAAGUCGAAAAAUAAUUGGUCGAAUAGAUUCAAACAUAACAACAAAAAGAAAUUUCAAAACAAACUUUAAGAUAACUUUACUAUUCAAUUGUUUUUACGACUGUAUAUAAUUAAGUUUUUUC